CAUGCGCGUUAUAAUGCCAUCAGGUCCCAGAGCGUCAAGUAGUCAACUCAACACCUGUAACAGCUCAUUCAAAACAUAACGACGCCAACUCUCCUUUCCCAUGGAGUAUUUUUGACAAUGCACCGGGAGGUUACAGAUGUAGCUGGGGUCUGGCAGCUAUGACCAUGGUGCUGUGCUGGGGUGGUUUGUUGGUGUUGGCGGCCCUGUCCCGGGCCCUGGGCACUCUGCAGCAUUCAGUGGAGCCUUCUGUGCCAGAUGAAUGGGUCCUGCUUCAUGUCGUGCAAGGCCACAUUGGGGCGGGAAACUACAGCUACCUGCGUCUCAACCACGAAGGACGCAUUAUCCUGUACAUGCAAAGCCUUAAGGGAGAUGCGGAUAUCUACGUCUCUGACAAGACGCUGCGGCCAAACUUUGAUACCUACAAGCUUCAGUCUACCACCUGCGGCCAGGAUGUGGUGAUCGUCCCGGGGGAUUUUGUUAGGCCUGUUGGAAUUGGAAUCUACGGACAUCCAUCCUACAUGGAGAGUGAGUUUGAGAUGAGGGUGUUUUACGACCAGACGGCACAUACAGAAGAGGAAGUUGAGAAAAACUCUUAUUCCUCAGAUGAGACUCCUGGACAGUCUCAACACUCUCAGGGCCCUGAGGACGGGAUGGAAGAAGAGGAAUCAAUCCUCUGGACUAUUCUAAUUGGGAUUCUUAAGAUCAUACUUGAAAUUUUAUUUUGAUUUUGAUGUUCCAGCUGCCAAAAUAACACAUUUGCCACAAUUAAAAACAU
Molecule: messenger RNA, 775 nt
Organism: Sinocyclocheilus grahami
Lineage: Eukaryota; Metazoa; Chordata; Actinopteri; Cypriniformes; Cyprinidae
Product: UPF0669 protein C6orf120 homolog
Exons: 2
Coding region: 159-725 (188 amino acids)
Source: RefSeq, a predicted model, not a curated record